UUAAACAUAACAGAACAAGUACAGUUCUACAAAGAACAUUUUAGUUGUGUUAUACUUCCACAAUUGUUUUGCCUUUUGAUAAGAGGCACCAAAAUGUAAACAUGACAACUGUUUAAUAAACACCAGAACCAUUUUCCGUUAGCACCUCCCAUAGCUUGUGCAAUGGCAAACCUUUGCUUUAAACUGCUUGAUUAUCCCCAUCAAAAGCUCAGAACUGCUGAGUCAGUAGAUUACAAUGUCACUUCAUACACUGGGAUUUUAUUAGGUUAUAAAAACUGUUUGAGUUAAAGAACAUUAAACCCAUAUCAGAUUACAGAUCUGGUAACCACAGACAACCAAAAGACAAUCAUCUUCGUUAAAAUGACCAACAUUUGUAAAACAUAGUGUAGGACAUGAUUUCAAUACUUUUUUGUUACUUUAAAUCAUCUCCAUCAUUAAUCAAAUCAUCAUUCCAGGUAAGUGAUAUCAACACUGCCAUUGUGGAGGUAAGCCCUUCCCCUUUGUAUAAGAUUUACUAUCUUGCCACAUGAGAGGCUGAUUAAUAACUGACUUUCACAGGUUUACUCUCUUGGCAGUUGUUUCUGGAAAGUUAUAAUCUUAAAGACCUGAAAAUGAGGCUUAAAAAUCAGAGGAUUCUGAAAAUCAUCUCAAUCAUAUCAGUGUCCCUAUUCUUUCUGAAUUACCUAGGACGAAGGACAAACUGUCCUCAUAAGGAAGAGCUGGAUUUGAAUCAAUUACUAAAGCAAGACACUGGAGAACUACAAGCUUGUUCUGCUAUUAUCCACGGAGACAUUGAUAGAGUGGACAAGCAGAUUUUCAGGAAGCUCCUGGCCUCUAAAAAAAGAAAAUCUCUGCUAUCAGAGUCAUUCUACCUCAACACAACCAUGGAUUGUCCAUCCUACAUCCGAGACAGAGGAUUUCUGAUGGUUUCUCUCAGUAAAGAGGAGAAAGAUUUUCCCAUUGCUUACUCCAUGGUGAUCCAUGAGAAGAUCGAGAUGUUUGAAAGGCUCCUGAGAGCCAUUUACACUCCUCACAAUGUGUACUGUGUUCAUGUGGACCAGAAGUCUCCCGAGAUCUAUAAAGAAGCAGUAAGAGCCAUCACAUCCUGCCUGACCAACGUGUUUGUGGCCAGCAAACUGGAGAGUGUGAUCUACGCCUCCUGGUCUCGAGUUCAAGCGGACAUCAACUGCAUGCAGGAUCUGCUCAAGUCUCCUGUUCAGUGGAAGUACCUGCUCAACACCUGUGGCACUGAUUUCCCAAUCAAAACCAAUGCAGAAAUGGUCCAGUCUCUAAAACACCUGAACGGAAAGAACAGUUUGGAGUCUGAAGCUGUAAAGUCCAAAAAGGGGCGCUGGCAGUAUCAUUACAAUGUUACAAACACUGUGAAGAAGACCAAUAUUAAAAAGUCACCUCCACCAAUAAAGACCCCCAUGUUCUCAGGAAAUGCUUACUUUGUGGUUUCAAGAGAGUUUGUGGAGCACAUCUUUAAAAGCAAAGAGAUCCAAAACUUCAUGGAAUGGGAGAAAGACACGUACAGUCCAGAUGAGCACAUGUGGGCUACAUUACAGCGGAUGCCGUUGGUACCAGGAUCCAAUCCUCCAAACAUCAAGUAUGAGCAAUCGGACAUGAACUCAAUUGCUCGUCUGGUGAAGUGGAGCUACCAUGAAGGAGAUCUAAAGAAUGGGGCUCCCUACCCACCAUGCACUGGGACGCACAGACGGGCAGUGUGUGUCUAUGGAGCUGGGGACUUGAAAUGGAUUGUGGGGCAACACCAUCUUUUGGCAAACAAGUUUGACCCAGAAGUAGACGAUGUAGCAAUCAAAUGCAUGGAAGCCUUUUUAAGGUACAAAGCUAUUUAUGGUCGAUCAUCACUAACAGUCUGAAAAUCAGACAUUGUUUUAUGAUGUUUUUAAUAACAGGUGCAAUACCUAUUUGUACAUUUUAAUAAUAUAAAUAUUGUAUUUUUGAAUCUUUUUUUAUUAAUAAUGUAAAUGUAAUACAAAAUCUAUUAAACAUUCUAAGUUGGUCAUAAUAAUAAUAGCACAAUUCUCUAUAAAUGGUUAAAACUAUAAAUGGUUUUAAAAUCCAACUGUUAACAUGUGUUUCAUUAUGACUGUGCUGCCAAAUUAUUGCCAGAAUAUUGUAUCC
Labeo rohita (rohu) is the source of this 2148-nucleotide messenger RNA. RefSeq names its product beta-1,3-galactosyl-O-glycosyl-glycoprotein beta-1,6-N-acetylglucosaminyltransferase 3-like. Bases 612 to 1883 code for a protein of 423 amino acids. Gene Ontology annotation, cellular component: membrane. The record is from RefSeq and is a predicted model, not a curated record. Gene Ontology annotation, molecular function: acetylglucosaminyltransferase activity. NCBI's taxonomy places the organism in Eukaryota, Metazoa, Chordata, Actinopteri, Cypriniformes, Cyprinidae. The transcript has a single exon.